Sparassis crispa is the source of this 1149-nucleotide messenger RNA. RefSeq names its product Sphingolipid delta(4)-desaturase. Bases 1 to 1149 code for a protein of 382 amino acids. Gene Ontology annotation, cellular component: membrane. NCBI's taxonomy places the organism in Eukaryota, Fungi, Basidiomycota, Agaricomycetes, Polyporales, Sparassidaceae. Gene Ontology annotation, biological process: ceramide biosynthetic process. The record is from RefSeq and is a predicted model, not a curated record. Gene Ontology annotation, molecular function: sphingolipid delta-4 desaturase activity. The transcript is spliced from 6 exons.
AUGUCCAUAUCCACUCCUGCGUCUGCAGGUCCUGACAUCGAUUUCAGCUAUUUCGGUGGUGCUGAAUCGCUAUGGGAAGGUCGAACACCGAGGCGAACUGAAGUUAUCUUGCCAACGUCCAAGGAUAAUGGCAAAAUGCACGUUGCUCCACCUCAGGAUGCGUCUGAUUUCCUGUGGAUAAUGACCGAAGAGCCGCAUCGCAGCAGACGCAUGGCAAUAAUCAAAGCACAUCCCGAAGUCACGAAACUCAUGGGACAUGAGCCGCUCACAAAGUGGGUCGUUCUUGGCGUUGUCUCCUUGCAAUUCGUCAUUGCAUACCUGCUUCGGCACACUUCACCAUUCUCGCCUGUCUUCUUCGCCUGCGUGUAUGUUAUAGGAGCGACCGCCAAUCACAACCUCUUCCUAGCCAUCCAUGAAAUUACCCAUAAUCUGGCAUUUAAGAGUGUCCGCGCUAACAAGGUGUUGGCUGUAUUUGCCAAUCUUCCCAUCGGUGUCCCGUAUUCUGCUGCUUUCAAGAAAUAUCACAUUGAACACCACAAGUUCCUAGGGGAGGAUGGUGUAGAUACUGAUCUCCCGACAAAUCUAGAGCUCAUCUGUCUCAACAACGUGCUGGGCAAAGUUUUCUUUGCUACAUUCCAGAUCCUCUUCUAUGCCUUCCGUCCCACCGUUGUCAGGUCGCAGACCAUCACAACUUGGCACAUCAUGAACCUCAUCACGCAGCUUGUCUUCGACUAUGUGCUUAUGAAAUGCCUCGGUGUUCGUCCGUUCAUCUACCUCCUCGCGUCCAGCUUCUUCGCGGGAAGCCUACAUCCUCUCGCAGGUCACUUCAUUGCCGAGCACUAUUUAUGGGAUGGUCUCGAACAAGAGACGUAUUCUUACUAUGGGCCGCUCAACUUCUUCGCGUAUAACGUUGGUUAUCACAACGAACACCACGAUUUCCCUGCGGUAGCAUGGACGCGUCUUCCUGCUCUGCGGGCCCUCGCUCCGGAGUUCUAUGACACCCUUCCCUCGCACCCGUCCUGGCCAAUGGUCAUCAUCAACUUCAUUCGCGAUCCCGAAGUGGGCAUUUUCGCGCGCGCUAAGCGUCGGGCUGCAACCAAAGUUUCACCUGGUUCAGGUGCUCCGAAGACAGAAAAGGCGAAGGGGUGA